GGCACAACCUACUCCUGUGUUGCCAACUAUGAAGGCACCAAUGUUGAGAUUAUUGCCAACGAGCAGGGUAGCUACACAACCCCCUCGUUCGUCUCUUUCACCGAGAAGGAGCGCUUGAUUGGCGAGGCCGCAAAGAACCAGGCGGCGAUGAACCCGAAGAAUACCAUCUUCGAUAUCAAGCGUCUGAUCGGCCGUCGUUAUGAUGAUCCCAUCGUCAAGAAGGAUGUCGAAUCAUGGCCCUUCAAGGUAGUUGACCAGGGUGGAAGCCCCGCCGUCGAGGUUGAGUAUCUUGGAGAGACGAAGACUUUCACUCCCCAAGAGAUCUCCUCCAUGGUCUUGAUGAAGAUGAAAGAGGUCGCGGAGACCAAGCUCGGUAAGAAGGUUGAAAAGGCGGUUAUCACAGUGCCAGCCUACUUCAACGACAACCAGCGUCAAGCGACCAAGGAUGCCGGAGCUAUCUCGGGCCUUAACGUCCUUCGUAUCAUCAACGAACCUACUGCUGCCGCCAUCGCCUAUGGUCUUGGUUCCGGAAAGUCUGACAAGGAACGCAAUGUCCUGAUUUAUGAUCUCGGUGGUGGUACCUUCGAUGUGUCCCUGUUGAACAUACAGGGUGGUGUCUUUACUGUCAAGGCUACCGCUGGUGAUACUCACCUUGGUGGACAAGAUUUCGAUACCAACUUACUCGAGCAUUUCAAGAAGGAGUUCCAGCGUAAGACUGGAAAGGACCUCUCAGGUGAUGCCAGAGCCCUGCGCCGUCUGAGAACGGCCUGUGAGCGUGCCAAGCGCACUUUGUCCAAUGCCACUCAGACUACUGUUGAGAUUGAUUCUCUGUUUGAUGGAGAAGAUUUCAACUCAUCCAUUACUCGUGCUCGAUUCGAGGACCUGAAUGCCAAGUCUUUCUCUGGUACAUUGGAACCAGUUCAGCAAGUUAUCAAGGACUCCGGCCUUGAGAAGAGCAAGGUUGAUGAGAUCGUGCUUGUUGGUGGUUCCACUCGUAUCCCUCGCAUUCAGAAGCUUCUCAGCGACUUCUUUGACGGAAAGAAGCUUGAGAAGAGCAUCAACCCCGAUGAAGCCGUCGCCUACGGUGCUGCCGUCCAGGCUGGUAUCCUUUCAGGAAAGGCCACUUCUGCUGAGACCCAGGAUCUUCUGCUGUUGGACGUUGUUCCGUUGUCUCUUGGUGUUGCGAUGGAGGGUAAUAUCUUUGCCCCUGUGGUGCCUCGUGGGCAGACUGUUCCUACCAUCAAGAAGCGCACUUUCACCACUGUUGUGGACAACCAGACAACUGUUCAGUUCCCCGUCUACCAGGGUGAGCGUACAAACUGUGCCGACAACACCUCUCUUGGAGAGUUCACCUUGGCUCCCAUUCCGCCCAUGAGAGCUGGUGAAGCUGCUCUUGAAUGUGUUUUCGAGGUUGACGUCAACGGUAUCCUUAAGGUUACUGCAACCGAGAAGUCUUCCGGCCGUAGUGCAAACAUCACCAUCUCCAAUGCUGUUGGUAAACUCUCGACCACAGAGAUCGAGCAAAUGAUCGACGAUGCCGCCAAAUUUAAGUCUAGCGACGAGGCUUUCACAAAGAAGUUUGAGUCCCGCCAGCAGCUGGAGUCUUACAUUUCCCGCGUCGAGGAGAUCAUCUCCGAUCCUACUAUGUCGAUGAAGCUGAAGCGUGGCAACAAGGAGAAGAUUGAAUCCGCUCUCAGCGAUGCUAUGGGUCAGCUCGAGCUCGAUGAUUCCACUCCCGAGGAUUUCAAGAAGAAGGAGCUUGUCCUCAAAAGACUCAUUACUAAGGCUAUGGCCACUCGGUAAAUGAAUCUUGGUGGGACUUGCGGUGACCGCUGCAAGUAAAAAGGAAGUAAUCAAAAAACGAACUGGACGCGUUAUUUAGUGUUAUGAAUAGAGGCCAAUCUGCUGCUCUGCUACCUAUGCAACAAUUUUGACAUGAGUUUCGUGUAUAUGUAUGGGCCCUCUAGACUAGGCGCAUGUUUAUAAUUCAGUACAGAAUGGUCAACAUGUCUUAUAUUUCAGAGAAGACUGUUCCUAUGAUUUUGAUGAGCCAGUGAAUCUAUAUACUCCUUCUCAUGACACUUUGCGGGUAUGCUAUGUUCCAACUUCCUAGAUCUGUAAUGAGCUUAGGCAAGUGGGCUUCGUAAUGACUAUACCUCUAGUUCAUUGCAAUAGUUAGUUUAAUAACUUUUCUAUUCUGCGAACCACGAAAGGUAUAAGUACUACAUGGUCUAAGCCGUUGGUGUUAUGGAUGGGUUAGAAACCUAGUAAUUUUUUCUGAUUUGGUUAGCGCGCCUUGAGGUCGGUGAUCUG
Messenger RNA from Aspergillus pseudotamarii, 2313 nucleotides. It is a transcript of the gene hscA, whose product is annotated as putative Hsp70 chaperone (HscA). The annotation marks the transcript as partial. Gene Ontology annotation, biological process: vesicle-mediated transport; cellular response to unfolded protein; protein refolding. The transcript is spliced from 6 exons. Gene Ontology annotation, cellular component: nucleus; cytoplasm; cytosol. The record is from RefSeq and is a predicted model, not a curated record. Gene Ontology annotation, molecular function: ATP hydrolysis activity; ATP binding; heat shock protein binding. Lineage: Eukaryota; Fungi; Ascomycota; Eurotiomycetes; Eurotiales; Aspergillaceae.